AAUCUCCCCAUUGUGGGAGGGGCAGAGACACAACCUACUGCAGGGAAAUCUCCCCAUUGUGGGAGGGGCAGAGACACAAACUACUGCAGGGAAAUCUCCCCAUUGUGGGAGGGGCAGAGACACAAUCUACUGCAGGGAAAUCUCCCCAUUGUGGGAGGGGAAGAGACACAACCUACUGCAGGGGAAAUCUCCCCAUUGUGGGAGGGGCAGAGACACAAACUACUGCAGGGAAAUCUCCCCAUUGUGGGAGGGGCAGAGACA
This is a messenger RNA of Staurois parvus, 261 nucleotides long. NCBI's taxonomy places the organism in Eukaryota, Metazoa, Chordata, Amphibia, Anura, Ranidae. The record is from the annotation of a GenBank genome assembly.